Molecule: messenger RNA, 987 nt
Organism: Aspergillus tanneri
Lineage: Eukaryota; Fungi; Ascomycota; Eurotiomycetes; Eurotiales; Aspergillaceae
Product: cytochrome and DOMON domain-containing protein
Exons: 1
Coding region: 1-987 (328 amino acids)
Source: RefSeq, a predicted model, not a curated record
AUGGCUAGUUCAAACAUGUUCCUUCUCUAUUCAUCUUCGUCAAUAGAUGUGACCCUCUCUCCCCGCUGGGGAGAAGGCCACAUUGAACCGACGUUUAACCCUGACGCUCAAGUCACUCUACUCGAGGGUAGUGGCAUUGAAAAUGGAAUAAUGACUGCCAACGUGCGUUGUGACAACUGUAUAAAUCAAGAGAACGAUCUAGCUUCUAGCAAGUGGAUAUGGGCCUACAAGGAAGGACAGCCUUUAAGUUCCUCCAAUGUUUCGCAGAAAAUAGGGUUUCAUGACAACUUCGGCAGUGCCAAUGUCGAUCUUUCUCGGUCUCUGUCGAAUUCUGACAAUCCCUUUGUGGGAUAUGACCCGUCAACUAGUGCCAUGAGUUCGAAUAGGUCUGGAGGUAAUAAUAAGGCCGUCCUUGUCACACAUGGCUUUCUCAUGUCAUUUGCAUUUGUCCUCUUAUUCCCUUCAUUUGCGCUCUUGGUCCCAGCUCCCUUGUCGAUACCAGUCCUAAAAGCCCAUGCACCUCUUCAGGUAGUCACUCUAGCUAUCGCGAUUGCUGGAAUGGGACUAGGGCUUCGACUUUGGGUUGGCGGAGGAGUGCCGCAGAAUACAGAUGUGCAUCCUAUUCUCGGGAUUAUAGUGAUGGCACUUCUCAUUCUGCUUCAGCCUCUAAUGGGCUGGUUUCAGCACCUACAGUUCCGUCGAAACGGUGGGAAGAGUGUAUUCGCGCACGCACACCGUUGGCUUGGCCGCACCAUGAUUAUUCUUGGGAUCAUCAACGGCGGUCUGGGAUUUCGCUUGGCAGGCAUAGGCAAGCCCGGCACCUCACGAGGCGCAAUGAUUGCGUACUCGGUCAUCGCCGGCGUUAUGGGACUAGCGUACAUCUCGGUGCAUUUAAUCGGGACAAUGCGGCGGGGUGCAAAGCAGACGUCAGAGUCGGUGGGAGAGACGAAAGAAGUAAAUGAUGACGGUGAGGAGGUGGAAAAGUGA